This is a messenger RNA of Triticum dicoccoides, 1194 nucleotides long. RefSeq lists its product as uncharacterized. Gene Ontology annotation, molecular function: protein binding. Lineage: Eukaryota; Viridiplantae; Streptophyta; Magnoliopsida; Poales; Poaceae. The record is from RefSeq and is a predicted model, not a curated record. The coding region runs from base 1 to 1194 and encodes 397 amino acids. The transcript has a single exon.
AUGGAGACCAGCCAGAAAACUUUGCCGGACAUCCCCGGCGACCUCUUGGAGAAGAUAUUCCUCUGGCUGCCCACCCCAGAAGACCUCGCCCACACCUCCGCCGUCUGCGUCACGUUCCGCCGAGUCGUCACCGACGGCUCCUUCCUCCGCAGCUUCCGCCGCCUCCAUGCACCACUAGUCCUCGGCUUCUUCGCGCAUAGCCAGUUCCAUCCCGCUCCGCCGCCUCACCCCUCCGCGCCUGCCGCCCGUGCGCUCGCCCUAGCCGCUGACUUCAGCUUCUCCUUCCUCCCCUCCUACUGCAGAUGGGGCGUCCGCGACAGCCGCGACGGCCGCGUCCUUCUCGCUCGCAAGCCCGAAAAGGACGAGGAGCCCCCGAUCUUCACCGAGCUCGUGGUGUGCGACCCCUUGCACCGGAGGUAUAUCCUGCUCCCCCCAGUGCCCGAAGAUCUAGUGGCAUCGGUGGAGAACUCGGUCAACAAUUUUUUCGGGCGCUUUUGUGUGCCCUUCCUCAUUCCACCCAACAAGGCUGAAGAGACUGACUUCAGAGUGAUCUGGAUGGCACGUUGUGGAAUUAAUCUGGCCGUCCUCGUCUUCUCUUCGAGCACCGGGGAAUGGCGUGCCGCCUCAUCGUCCCAGGACUGGAGGGAUAUAGUCGUUGUCAGUGACCCUUUCUGUUUUCUGAGGCCUCAUUUCGCAGGUGGCUGCAUCUACUGGGACUCGCCGUUAAACCAGAACAAGUUGCUCGUGCUUGACACUAAGACUAUGGAGUUCUCCAUUGCAGAUUUCCCACCUGGAGAAUGGGACGAAAAAUUAGCUAUUGUCGAUGCAGGGGAAGGCAGGUUUGGAAUGUUUGGCAUCCAUGAUGGAGAUGAAGGUGGUGAAUCUGUUCUUAGUUAUAUGGUUGGGCAAAACGAAGGUGAGAGUUCUGGCCAGCUGAAGAAAGUCUCACUAGGUUAUGGGCAUCAGUAUUAUUUCACAGACUAUGCAACGCAGAAUUACUUGAUCCUAUUAAGGGCUGAAGCUAGCCCGUACGAAGUCUUAUCACGGACCCCAUCAAAGAUAGAAUUUUUCUCACUGGAUGUCAAGACAGCGCAGCUUGAGAGGAUGUUUAUUGAACCUUCCAAGUUUGGUUGUUCUCGAGCGCACAUAUAUACCAACUUCCCGCCAUCAUUAUUGUCUUCACCAACAAUAUGA